CAUCAGUAAACUCAUAAAGAAAUGUACACGAUUGUUACUUCUACCUAGAUUGUUUAUUCUUAGAUGUAGGUCUAGAUUAGAAUAAUGAUUCCUACUUUCAAAUUAGUGCUUUCUUUAUAAAAAUGCAAGGUCGUGAUUCACUACUUAAAUUUGUGCUUAUCCAAAUAUUGAAUAUUCUCAACACCUUUCCUUUGUGAUCUUAUUGUUUUUUGCGUGGCUUCAAUCAUAAAGAUAAAUGAUGGACUGGUCUGCAGUUAAAAAUCAUUUCAAACAGACUUGGCUGACAACAAGUCUCAGUCUGGUUUUAUUCUCCGGUGUAACAUAUUUUUUACUAUGGGCAGAGAGUCAAACAAUCCAAAGUAACUUGAUGUUGGAAGAGUUGAUAUCUGUUGCUGAGAGUAUAGAUGUCCAUACAGGAGAUGAGGCUACGAGAUAUGAGAGCCGUGUUGUACAUAUUGUAGGUCCAUUAAGAAUCUUAGAGCCUAUAUCUGAACCAGAUUAUAAUAUACAAGUUCAAGCUGUGAAACUGAGAAAGAGAGUACAAAUGUAUCAAUGGAUAGAAGAAACCACUGAUCAAGAGAAUUUCCUUAGUGAGCCUGCUGAGGAAUCACGGAAAACUUACUGGUAUCACAAAGAUUGGAGGGAUUAUAUUGUAGAUUCGUCCCUUUUCUACAUCAGGCCAGGCCACCAUAAUCCUACUUCUAUGCCCAUAUUCAGUGAGACUCAUAUUGCAGAGAAUGUGAAGAUUGGGUGGUUAUACCUUGGUUUGGAUGUAAAACGCAAAGUGAAUGAUUAUUAUGAAAUUUGGUCAGAUUCGAGGCCAGAGAGGAGUGAUAUUAAAUUGCACUCAGGGUUUUAUUACCAUGGCAAUAGCGCUUUGCAACAUGAGAUAGGUGAUCUUCGUAUACAUUUCUCAUAUGCUGGAAGGGAGGAUGAUAUAUAUACAGCAGUGGGUCUUGUUGAAAGUGGCACUCUCCAAUCCUAUAGCCCUGCGAAUUUUCCAGCUGCUGACCCCAUCUCCCUACUGCGUAAAGGUUCUUACAGUCUUAAACAACUAUACGACUUGGAGAAACGCGAUGCUAACAUUCACACAUGGAAAUAUAGAUUGCUGGGAUUUGUACAAGUAUUUGCAUCAGCCAUGACACUUCAUCCUGAUUGGAUUACUUUGUUUCUUCAGUGCCAGUGGAUAUCAAGCAAUUUAAGAAGAUGCACAAGAGUUUGGGUCAAUUUUAUUCUUUCAUUUUCUUAUACAUUGUUCAUCAUUGCUAUACCUUGGUUGGUGCACAAACCAUCAUUUGGCGUUAUGGUUUUGGGCGGGGCGAUUCUCCCAUUGUUGCACUACUCUACUUUACUCACCCGUCGAGAGAUGGCACCCGAACCGCCGCCGUACACAAGAUGGAAUGACAACCUUCGCUGAUCGACAGAUAAAUGGCUUUGAAAAGGUCUCUGAAUCCCAAGCUCUAAGUACCCUAACCCCGUCCUUUUGCGUAAACAACGCUGCAAGUAGAGCUAGCUAGCUAUCCCUACAUGAUACGAUGACUAUAGGGUAAGAUAAUGGCAGGAGAAAUAAGUGGUGUGUCGAUCAAUCGGAGCAGAGUUCUUAUUACGUUUACUAUAUUUACAAUGUAAUCUUUAUGUUUGUGGUAUAUUUAUCUAUAAAAUGUAUUAUAAAAUGAUUCUUUAAAAUUUCAUUUAUUUACUUAAAUUUUGUUAAGCAAUAUAUUGUACAAUGAGUGAGCUUAGUGCUAUCAACAUUAUCUAUUAAGCAGUCUUUGAGAGUGCAAAGAUACUUAUAGAUGAUUUACGUCUUAUAGCAUUAUUAUUAUUAUACAGUCAAUCUCAGUAUUGCCAUAAUACACUAAUAACCCCUUUAUUAAAUUUUACACAAAGUUUUAAUGUAAGUAUAUAAUAGAUUAAAAUUAGAUAUAGAUAUCAAUGUCAUCGAGGUUUAUACAUUUUAAAUUAUUGCGAAUAGUGAAUAAUACGAAUGAAGGAAACCAUAUCGUAGUUUAGAAUUAAGUAAAUGAACCAAAUAGAAUUCCUAAGCGUACUUUACUAUUUUUGAAGCAAAUAUUUGUUUAUACAUUUAUAAUGUUGUGAUAACACAUAGAUAUAAUUUACACCGUAUUUUAAGUGCAUUAUUAAUUAGUAUAGAACAUUAAUUCUUGCCAACGCUUAUUUUUAGCCUAAGAGUUUAUGUAAAACAAAAUGUUGCUUGUUUUCUUUAUUGUUGAUUCGUUUAAAUAAACUGUACUUAUAAAUUUA
Messenger RNA from Galleria mellonella (greater wax moth), 2265 nucleotides. It is a transcript of the gene Tmem43, whose product is annotated as transmembrane protein 43 homolog. The record is from RefSeq and is a predicted model, not a curated record. NCBI's taxonomy places the organism in Eukaryota, Metazoa, Arthropoda, Insecta, Lepidoptera, Pyralidae. Gene Ontology annotation, biological process: nuclear membrane organization. The transcript has 9 exons. Bases 236 to 1417 code for a protein of 393 amino acids. Gene Ontology annotation, cellular component: nuclear inner membrane.